GUUCAAAUAAAAGUAAACAUUGACCAUACAAGAGUCCUCCAUGGGGGCGGGGGGCCCUAGACCGCCUGAUCCAGCACGGUACAGCGGCGAUUUCGCUUGAGUUUUCCUAGCAAUUUACUCAUGAACGUGCUCCCACCUCAGUGCUGGCUGCAUUUCCGAGCCAUUCUGGCGCUAGGGUGCUCCAGCUGAAAGCCCUGCGUUGUAUAGCGUUGAGCUGCGCCACCUCGCCUUGCAAGUCAGGCGUUGAGCCAUGAGCAGCACCAGAGCGGGCCGGCUGCCGCCCGCGUCCAGCCAGAGCAUCGUGGAGAGCUACCUUACCCGCAUGGCUUCGCAGCUCCCCGAGGACUUCGCGUUCGCGACCCUGGUGCCGUGGGACUCGCCACACAAGCCGUGCAAGCUCGUUGCGCCGGACGCCGCCCAUGAGGGCCACUGGGACGCCAGGGAGAUCGCGUUGCUGGUGUCUGGGUGCACCACCUUGUUGGUGCCGUGCACAUUCGAAACGCAGUACGAGAAACGCAUGAUAAAGAACCUGUUGAGGCAGAUCGAGCCGGAACAGCAAUUUUCGUGUGGCCCUGCUGCAGCUGCUCGAGAUCCCAGGCAACAUGAACCGGGAGUACGUGGAAUUGCUCAUGAUACGCCACGACGUGUUCCUCUCCAUGGGUGCUGACAUGGUGAUUCUCGACCCCAGCGACGAUCCAGAUAGGUUGUGCGCGGAGCUCAACCAACAGUGGGCAUGGCUCGUGUCAAGUGGCCGGCGUGCACAGCGCAUGGUCGAAAGUGAUGACGAGAAUGCAGAGGCUAUGCUGAAGUACCACCACGAGCUGCUGUGGGAGAGCAUCCCGAAAGCUCUGAUGAGCGCGUUCCCCCCGAUCGAUCAUAGUCUUGUGGAGACGGCUACCAGUGUGGGAGAUCUCCAGCUGGUGCACCACUUGAACCCGAGGAAGGGCAACGUGCUCCUUGCGCGUCGCAAUGCGACCGAGAAAAUCGCCCUCAAGGUCUACGACAAGUCAAACUAUGUAACCCCUUGGGACGUGGAGAACAUUUAUCGCGAGUUGAGGUUCCUGAGGGACGUUCUCCGACACCCGCACAUCGUCCAGUGCACUUCCGUGCUCCAUAGCUUCUCGCGGGUGUAUUUGGCCCUCGAAGUCGGGGGCAAGAAGAAUCUGAGCCAGCACCUUCUUGACCAGCCAGGGUUCCGCGCCGACUCGCAGUAUGCUGUGGACUGCACCGCGCAGAUAGCAGGAGCGCUAGCCUUCUGCCAUUCGCGGGAUGUCGUGCACAGGCAAGUGUCUCUGGAUCACAUCAUGGUAGAUGACCAGUCGGAAACGCCCUUCUGCCGCUUGGUGGACUUCUUCGCGGCGUCGUACUUCGUGGGGUCGACACUGUCGACCACGGUGUGCGGGGAGCUGCCGUGCAUCGCCCCAGAGAUGGUGCUGGAGGCGUCGUACGCCGCCAAGCCGGCGGACUGCUGGAGCCUCGGGGUGGUGCUUCUCGAGGCCGCUGGGGGCUUGGGCUCGAUGAGGCAGGCGGUCGGCUGGCUGGAGGACACGGAGCUGGAGCCCGCCGCCGCCAGGAUCCAGAGCUUCUUCUCCCGCGAGGGCAGCUGCGCCCGUGCGCUGGUGGCCAUGGGCGGCGUGCACAGCCGUGCGGUGCUGGCCAGGCUCUCCAGGCUUCUCGAGCCGGAGCCCACGGCGCGGGCUGACGCGGACGCCAUUUGCAGCUCUUCUGAGUCCUCUUGAAACUCCCUCGGGCCCUCGCGAGGCUCUCUCGGAGCCUUCCUGCGCCUCGCAUUGAAAAAAUCAUAUCCUCGGAUCUCAAGCUCACCUUGACGCAGUAUUGCGGCCAUGUUGGAGCGCUCUGGCGCCCUUGUUGAAGCCGUUUUUUGCGCCGCCACACGGUACUCCGCUCGAGCUGAUGCCCAAUUUUUUUUACAUAAUGAUGACCCCCCUUCCCCCCACCCCAAGAAACCGACUUUCCCCACAAUUUUGCUAAUUCUCUCAUCGCUUCUUCUCGCGGCAUUGCACCUCCGCUUCUUUCUCAUCAUCGCAAUUUGCUGUAACGAGUAGGCGCGUAGCUUUGCAGCACAAGCUAUGAGGGCAGAGCGGCAUGCACCCGCAAAUAGAAGGUUGCACCAUUCCCGCUCGCAUUGCAGACAUUGCAUGCUGCACGGUUUGUCUCCAUGCUGCGAGGCGCGUAGCUUUGCAGGAAUGUGAGAUGGCAGUGGGAUGCACCCGCAUAUAGCAGGGGGGGCCAUUGCCGUUCGCACCGCAGGCAUUGCCCGCUGCAUGUUGCUCCAAAUUAAAAGAAGGUUUCAAUUCGUAAAACCCAAGGCGUUGCCAAUGUCGCCCAAGAGGGCCCAAGGGCAGCCCGAGGGGGCCCCAGGAUGCAUCCAAGAUGGCCCCAGGGUCCCACGAGGAUAUCCAGGCGACCAGGAGAGUUCCGCAGCAGCAGUAGCAGCAGAUGGAAGGGCAGCCGUCCGUGACCCAGCUUUCGAGCCUCGGCGGCCGCGAUAGUCGACGUUGCGCGGCUGGCUUCUGCUGUUAGCCGCGAGGCCUUGAGCCGAAGAGUGGUUUCCGUCGGCUGCCCGGCGUGCUGUUAUCUCCAGGCCUCGUCGAGAGGGAGCCUUCUCCUCCUCCUCCGCCUCCUCUUCCCUCCUCCCUCCUCUUCCCCCUCCCCCUUUUCUCUUCCCCUAGUGUUCCUCCUCCCCCUCCUUCUCCUCG
Molecule: messenger RNA, 2720 nt
Organism: Prorocentrum cordatum
Lineage: Eukaryota; Dinophyceae; Prorocentrales; Prorocentraceae
Source: the annotation of a GenBank genome assembly